CCUGAGCUUGAGUCUCUGCUGCGGGACGAUCGCCGAGGAGCCGGCCUUUGACAGUGUCUGCGGUUUACCGGGUUGGGAGAGCUGGUCCACGACUCUCGGAUACUGUCUAUACGUAAUGGCCUGCCUCGGGGAACCCUGCCCCUCUGCCUGAAUGUUAAACCAAAGUGCCUUUGUUCAGGGAAACAUCCGGACCCUGUCCACCUGUGGAUGGCUACAAGAAAGAAGAAAUUAACACCUCCCCUCCCCGAGGCUGGCCAUUCCAGUGCAGGGAUAAUGCUGAAAGGAAUGACAAGGCUUAUCUCCAGGGUCCAUAAGUUGGACCCUGGACGUUUUUUGCACAUAGGGACCCAGGCACCCCAAUGCCUUGCUGCUCACCUGGAUAACCAGGUUGCAAUUGAGAGUCCCAGAGCUAUUUCCCGCACCAGUGAGAAUGAUCCGGCCAAGCAUGGGGAGCAGCAUGAGGGUCAGCACUACAACAUAUCCUUCCAAGAUCUGAAGACUGUAUUCCCCCAUGGCCUGCCUCCUCGCUUUGUAAUGCAGGUGAAGACAUUCAAUGAAGCUUGCCUGAUGGUAAGGAGACCAGCCCUAGAGCUUCUGCAUUACCUGAAAAACACCAAUUUUGCUCAUCCAGCUGUACGAUACGUUUUCUAUGGCGAGAAGGGAACAGGAAAAACCCUCAGUCUUUGCCAUGUUAUUCAUUUCUGUGCAAAACAGGAUUGGCUGAUACUACAUAUUCCAGAUGCUCAUCUUUGGGUGAAAAACUGCCGGGAUCUUCUGCAGUCCACCUACAACAAACAGCGCUUUGAUCAACCUUUAGAGGCUUCAACCUGGCUGAAGAAUUUCAAAACUGCAAAUGAGCAUUUCUUGAGUCAGAUAAAAGUUCAAGAGAAGUAUGUCUGGAAUAAGCGAGAAAGCACUGAGAAAGGCAGUCCUCUGGGAGAAGUAGUUGAACAGGGCAUAAUGCGGGUGAGGAAUGCCACAGAUGCAGCUGGGAUUGUGCUCAAAGAGCUAAAGAGGCAAAGUUCUUUGGGUAUUUUUCGCCUCCUGGUGGCAGUGGAUGGAGUCAAUGCUCUCUGGGGAAGGACCACACUGAAAAGAGAAGAUAAAAGCCCGAUUGCCCCAGAAGAACUAGCAUUUAUUUACAACCUGAGGAAAAUGGUGAAAAAUGAUUGGCAAGGAGGCGCCAUUGUGUUGACUGUGAGCCAGACUGGGUCUCUCUUUAAGCCCCGGAAAGCCUAUCUGCCCCAGGAGUUGCUGGGAAAGGAAGGAUUUGACGCCCUGGAUCCCUUUAUUCCCAUCCUGGUUUCCAACUAUAACCCAAAGGAAUUUGAAAGUUGUAUUCACUAUUAUUUGGAGAACAAUUGGCUUCAACAUGAGAAAGCUCAUACAGAAGAAGGGAAGAAGGAGCUGCUGUUCCUAAGUAAUAGGAAUCCUGGGCAGCUGGAGCGGCUCUGUGCCUACCUCUAAGCCAUGGUCACAAGGUAUCUUGGAAAUUGUACUUGUCAGGAGUUUUUCUUAUAAAUCGAGUGCCUGCUCUAAGGAAUUUAAAAAGAAAAGGAAAUAGGUAACACACAGAACCUCCAAGAGGGACACUGUCACAAGCUCAGCAGCCACGGACAACAUCCUAACCACAACAGGGGAGGAUCUGCUGUGAUAAAGUCACCAGUGCUACUAUGAACACUGACACUGCAGCCUAUACUAAUGAUAAUGGCAGCUAGCCCCCAGAAACUGCAGUGCUGCUGCCUCCCAAAAAAAGCAAGAUGCCACUGCUCUUACCCUUACCAGAUACUUACUGGACAGGACCUGAAUCUGAUUGACAAGCCUGAUCCUUAACUGUAAAUGAGGCUGGGACAUUGGCUUCCAUCUUUGGAAGGCCAAGCUCAUAAUCAAUAUGCCUUAUUCUCUUUCAUGAAUGUGGAAUAGUAAGCUGUAUGACUGUACUAUCAUUUAUGUACAAAAUCCUUACUGAAGAAUUGCCUCAUUACUUUUGCAAUUUGCUAAAUACGGAUUCUUAAUUUUUUUUUAAAUACUCUAUCAUAAUCUAUCCUAUCCAGUCCCCUUUUUUUCUUAAGAUCCUUCUACUGCAGACCUGAUCCUCAUGCCCCAAUUUUUUUUGUCUCCAUGCUAAGCCUGCUGCACAGCUGGUCUCUUGGGGCCUUUCUUCAUCACUCAGGUAGACUGAAUUCAGAAUGAAAAGUAAGAAGCAAAACUGUCUUUAUUUCCAGAUGAUAUAUUCCUGUAUAUAGAAAACCUUAGGAAAUCUCAAAAUAAUCUACUAGAACUAAAAACAAGUUCAACAAGGUCACAACAAUACUACAAGAUUUUUUUGUUGUUGUUAAAUAAAUUUUUUUAUUUUAUGAUUUUAUUUUAUUUAUUUAUUGUUUCUGGCUGCGUUGGGUCUUUGUUGCUGCGCACGGGUUUUUCUCUGGUUGCGGCGAGUGGGGGCUACUCAUUGCAGUGGCUUCUCUUGUUGCGGAGCACGGGCUCUAGGCAUGCGGGCUUCAGCGGUUGUGGCAUGUGGACUCAGUAGUUGUGGCU
Messenger RNA from Balaenoptera acutorostrata (minke whale), 2538 nucleotides. It is a transcript of the gene DAP3, whose product is annotated as death associated protein 3. The record is from RefSeq and is a predicted model, not a curated record. Gene Ontology annotation, biological process: apoptotic process. Bases 208 to 1467 code for a protein of 419 amino acids. Gene Ontology annotation, cellular component: mitochondrial ribosome; mitochondrial small ribosomal subunit. Gene Ontology annotation, molecular function: structural constituent of ribosome. The transcript is spliced from 15 exons. Lineage: Eukaryota; Metazoa; Chordata; Mammalia; Artiodactyla; Balaenopteridae.